AUGGCACCCGCAACGGGACGACGAUUAUAUCGCACAAUCAACUUCGUGGCUGGCCUCGCCAUCUUCUUCUUCGGUUAUGACCAGGGAAUGAUGGGAGGUGUAAACACCUCCCCAGAUUACGUCGAGGUUAUGAAGCUUGGAUACUCCACCUACGAAGGCCCUUCACAAGGCUAUGUCGCCACAAUCACCCACCCUACUCGCCAAGGCGGCAUCGUCAGCAUAUACUACUUAGGCACCCUCGUCGGCUGCCUCAUGGGCGGCGUAUUGGGCGACCGACUGGGCCGGAUCAAGUCGAUGUUCAUUGGCGGCCUCUGGGUCCUCCUCGGCGCCACUCUGCAGUGCUCGGCGCAGAACAUCUCAUGGAUGCUCUGCGCGCGCAUCAUCAACGGUAUUGGCACGGGCAUUCUGAAUGCGAUCGUGCCCGUAUGGUCGGCGGAGGUGGCGACGCAUACGUCCCGUGGCGCGUUCAUCGCGAUGGAGUUCACGCUGAACAUCUUUGGCGUCGUUGUCGCGUAUUGGCUCGAAUUUGGACUUGGCUUUGUCGGAGACGGCAGGUCGCAAGUUCGCUGGAGGUUCCCCAUCGCCUUCCAAAUCAUCCCCGUGCUCGCCUUCAUGGCGUGCUUACGCCUGAUGCCUGAAAGUCCCCGGUGGCUCGUCAAGGCCGGGCGGCUCGACGAGGCGAAACAGGUCUUGGGCAUGCUUCGGUCUGAGGAUGGCAAUCUUGAAGACAAGAAGGUCGUGUCUGAGUACACUGAUAUCGUGGAGGUUGUCGACCUCGAGCAUGCGCACGCGUCGCGGAACACGUAUUGGGCCAUGUUCUGGGGCAUCGGAUCUGGUGACUUGCACGUCGCGCGUCGUGUGCAGUUGUCUAUAUGGCUGCAGAUCUUUCAAGAAUGGGUCGGAAUCGCGGCCAUCACCGUAUACGCGCCUACUAUCUUUGCCGAGGCGGGAUACGACGCUCGUAAAUCGCAAUGGCUUUCAGGUCUUAACGACGUCACAUACAUGCUCGCAACGUUGAUGGCCGUGGUCACCAUUGACCGCUGGGGCCGUCGCGUGGGCCUGUGGUGGGGCGCUGUGGGCCAAGGCAUCUCCCUCAUUCUCGCCGGCGCGUUCGCGCGUCUGCUGAAGGACAACCCGGCAAAGGCGUCACAAUACGGCGGCGCGGCCGCCUUCUUCGUCUUCCUCUACACCGCCAUCUUCGGCGCGACCUGGCUCACGAUCCCGUGGGUGUACCCGACCGAGACCUUCCCUCUCGAGGUGCGCGCGAAGGGUAACGCGUGGGGCGUCGUCGGCUGGUCGAUCGGCAACGGAUGGCUCACGCUCCUCAACCCGGUCAUGUUUUCCUCCAUCGGCGAGAACACGCUCCACAUCUUCGGCGCCGUCAACUUCCUCACGAUUCCGAUAGUGUACGCGUUUUACCCUGAGACAGCGAACAGGACAUUAGAGGAGAUGGACCUGUUGUUCGCGAGCGACAGUCCGUUCGUGUGGGAGGAGGAGAAGCACUUUAAGAAACUGAAGGAGGCGCAGGUAGCGAAGCACGAGCAGGAGAGGAGCAUGCAUGAAUCGCAUGCGGUGUCGAAGGCAUGAACGUGUGAUAUGAUACACGAUGUAUACUUAGAUUCUGUUCUUUGUGUAGUUGUGAGGUAUAUUCAUUAAAAGUAUAAUCU
Messenger RNA from Punctularia strigosozonata HHB-11173 SS5, 1667 nucleotides. RefSeq names its product general substrate transporter. NCBI's taxonomy places the organism in Eukaryota, Fungi, Basidiomycota, Agaricomycetes, Corticiales, Punctulariaceae. Gene Ontology annotation, biological process: carbohydrate transport; transmembrane transport. Gene Ontology annotation, molecular function: carbohydrate:proton symporter activity. Gene Ontology annotation, cellular component: membrane. The coding region runs from base 1 to 1587 and encodes 528 amino acids. The transcript has 6 exons. The record is from RefSeq and is a predicted model, not a curated record.